AUGAUAGUACAAGUACAGAAAAGAAAAGUGAAUGGAACACAUCUGGCAUUGGUCUACGGCGUCCAAAGGGAUACGUAGCUGAUAGUCUGAUACCAGCCUGUGAGUGGUGGAGGCUUUACACUUGAGGGGCUGUUGGUGAGUGCCCAGCUUUACUCAGGGCCCGCAUGAAACUUCCAAUCAGGUCGCUUCACAGCUUCCACCGUUCCCAGAACAAAAUUCGCAUAACCGAAAAUGGUAGGGGUGAUCUCAGUGAUGGCGGCCGACGGCAGAGAAAAGGGCGACCCAAGCUGAUACUGUGCCUCAACUGCAGACCGAGGCUGUCAACACAUCGUACAGAGAGUACACAACCUCCUGGUGUAAGUGACAGUGACACAACGACGAGAUCCAACAAGAUAGAUGUAGGUACUGUGUACAGAGUACUGGUUACGAGCGACGGUCUCGGCCGGCACGGGAGCGCAAUCCAUAGAGCACUAUGCAGGAAAAGCCCCGAUCAACAGUCGUGCGGAUGCGUAUGCCCCCCGCUGCAACGACGAAUUGAACAGAGGCAAUGGCAAUACGAACUGCAAGCGUUCCCGUUGACAAAAGGAAUAAUGGAGCGAGUGGCGUCAGUGGCCGUUCUAUCGAUAUCGUAUACUGGUGGACUUUGGAAAUGGGUGGAAACUGGAAGUACACAGUACGAAAGCAGCUGGAGUUCAACCACACUCCAUGUCAUGUAUUAGGCUCUCGGGUUCAAUUUGGUAUGGGAACCCAUGCCCAUCAAUGCCAUGACCAAAAGAGUUCCGGCAAUGGCAGGACAGAAACGAACAAAAUGGCAUGGAUGGGCACUGGAGGGGGAUGAGCGAAUGGACGAGCGAGGGGCAAAGGACAAGGAGUCUGAGUGACUGCCUACUCGG
Messenger RNA from Aaosphaeria arxii CBS 175.79, 893 nucleotides. RefSeq lists its product as uncharacterized. The record is from RefSeq and is a predicted model, not a curated record. The transcript has a single exon. Bases 165 to 719 code for a protein of 184 amino acids. Lineage: Eukaryota; Fungi; Ascomycota; Dothideomycetes; Pleosporales.